Messenger RNA from Phaeoacremonium minimum UCRPA7, 753 nucleotides. Its product is annotated as putative myo-inositol 2-dehydrogenase protein. Gene Ontology annotation, cellular component: cytoplasm. The coding region runs from base 1 to 753 and encodes 250 amino acids. Gene Ontology annotation, biological process: NADPH regeneration. The transcript has a single exon. NCBI's taxonomy places the organism in Eukaryota, Fungi, Ascomycota, Sordariomycetes, Togniniales, Togniniaceae. The record is from RefSeq and is a predicted model, not a curated record. Gene Ontology annotation, molecular function: oxidoreductase activity; nucleotide binding.
AUGUCCAACGGGAACAGUCAGCUCGACAAUACAAUUGGAGAGAGUGAUCGGGCUGAGACUCGCAUUCACGAACGACCAGUCCUUCGUGUUGGCAUCAUCGGCUGCGGUGAGAUUGCUCAGGUUGUUCACAUCCCGACUCUCAACUUUCUGUCACGACGCUUCCAGGUGACAUAUCUCUGCGACAUCUCACAGCAAUCCCUCGAACAUUGUGCGAAGAAGGUAGCGGGAGCAGCCCCUACAAUCACCACGAAUGCCGAAGAGCUUUGCUCUUCACCUAAUGUGGACGUCGUCCUCAUUGCAAAUGCCGAUGCGUACCACGUUGCACAUGGGAUUAUCGCACUCAAGCAUAACAAGUACUGCCUGAUCGAGAAGCCUGUGGCUUUGUGUUUUCGAGACCUUGACCUCCUGGUCGAGGCAGAAAAGCAAUCCAAAGGCAAGGUGUUUGUGGGAACAAUGCGACGGUUUGCAACCGCCUUCUUGGACGCUGUGGAAGAGGUAGGAGGAUUCGAGAAGAUUCAAUACGCUCGUGUGCGAGACAUCAUUGGGCCAAAUGCGGUGUUUGUGGAUCAGUCAGGAACCUUUCCUGAGAAGUUCACCGACUUCAGUGAAGCAGAUGGUCAAGAUCGCCUGAACCGCGAAACAGACAUCUUUGAACAGGCUCUGAGGAAUGAGUUUGAUGUACCAGUCACUCCUGAAUCCAAACGUAUGCUCCGGGUACUUGGCGGGUCCGCACAUAUCCCCAUCCGAGAUUGA